Molecule: messenger RNA, 1557 nt
Organism: Haemonchus placei
Lineage: Eukaryota; Metazoa; Nematoda; Chromadorea; Rhabditida; Trichostrongylidae
Source: the annotation of a GenBank genome assembly
CUGGUUAUCCCGAGGGACGGGUUAGGUUCCUACCCCAUACUUUGGAACGUGGAGUCUCAACGCCUAGUUUUUUCUACUCCUACUGAGAUACAGAAACAAGUGCUUCCUGUAGCCGUUCGGGAUCACUGUGAUAUUUUGGGAGCAGCGGAAACCGGCAGUGGUAAGACGUUGGCUUAUGCUAUACCGAUGGUAACUCGACUUCUCGAGUUGCCCCAAGAAGCUCGCCUAAACAAAACUGGCCCCAAAGCGCUAAUAUUAGCACCCACGAGAGAGCUGGUUGUGCAAGUUAUGAAGCAUGUGACAGCUGUACUGAAAUACACCGACUUCAAAGCAUUCUCAAUAGUUGGAGGUUUGGCGCAAGUUAAGCAAGCUCGAAUUCUGAAAGAGCAGAAACCAGAAGUAAUUGUGGCCACCCCUGGCCGCCUUUGGGCUAUGAUGAAGGAAAUGGAAGAAGGUCAACCUGUAUGCCAGUAUCUAUCGGAUUGGAGCGGUUUGGUAUGUUUGGUUGUGGACGAGACGGAUCGUAUGGUAGAAAAGGGGCAUUUUGAAGAAAUGGAAGAUAUUUUAAAAUGUGUCAGGAAGUCGGCAUCGGUUAAGCUGCAAACUUUGGUCUUCUCUGCGACUUUGACAUACGUUCACCACGAUCAGUCUCGACUUCAUUCUGCAAAGAAGGAGCUGACCCCACAACAGAAAAUAAAAGAGCUUGUUCAGCUUACUGGAAUGCGGCCUCAUUGUAAAAUUUUUGACAUAACUCGCGAAUUUGGAACAGCAGAGGCGUUGGUGGAGACGAGGAUCAAUUGCGCAAGUCUUCUCGAAAAAGAUACAACAAUAGUCUACCUACUGGAACGAUACAAAGGUCGUACGUUGAUAUUCACGAAUUCGGUGGAUGCUUCACGACGGAUGUAUGGAAUUCUGAAGCUGUUGAAGUUGCAACCAUUGAUGAUACAUGCGAAGAUGGAGCAGAAAGUCCGCUUGAAGAAUUUGGAAAAAUUCGCAGCGGAUUCGAGGAGCGUGUUGUUGGCGACCGAUGUGGCAGCUCGAGGGCUCGAUAUUCAAGGAAUCGAUAAUGUCAUCCACUAUCAAGUACCGAAAACUGCAGAAAUGUAUAUCCAUCGAUCAGGACGAACUGCACGAGCUUCGCGAAAAGGUCUGUCAGUACUGAUUGUCGACUCAAAAGAUGCUCAUCUGUACCGCCGAUUGUGCAAGAAUCUUAAUCGAGAGAAAGAUUUACCGGUGUUUCCAAUCGAUUGUAUCGAAUUAAUGAAACGAUUGACAACACGUGUGAAGCUGGCUUCGGCUCUGGAUACGCUUGCCCAUAGAAGUAAAAAGAUCCGUCUUUCCGAAAACUGGUUCGAUAAAAUCAUUCGAGAAGCAGACCUAGGAGGUCACUGUUGUUGUGAGCGUUACCGUAACAGCGGUCCAGAUAAGUGGAACACUAUCACGCGCAUGGUCCAGGGUUCAGAUCCCGUGUCGAUACUUGUCUCAGCUAGCAAAGCGCCCAUUUCUCUGCAGUCGAUUAAUCGGUACCAGAUUCGUCUGGGAGUAUGGAAUGACUGA